This is a messenger RNA of Closterium sp. NIES-67, 4857 nucleotides long. The record is from the annotation of a GenBank genome assembly. NCBI's taxonomy places the organism in Eukaryota, Viridiplantae, Streptophyta, Zygnematophyceae, Desmidiales, Closteriaceae.
GGUAGGGUUGCUGUUCUUGCUAGGGUUGCUGCGGCGGCUUGAGUGACGUAGGGAUACUGUUAAUGCGUUCUCGGGUCGCUCGGCAUACAGUAUCCCCUGGCUUUUGUUUAGUGCGAGUGCUUUUUCUGCUUUUCGUUCCGGGUGCCCUACCUCCGCCCGCACGUGUCUUCGCAGCCUGCAAACCAUGAAUCUCAACCAUCCAUUACUCAUCCACUUGACCCCGUCCUAGUCGCCAUGGAAAUUUCGACUUCAUCGCGGCGCGCCUUCGUACCGCGCGCUACAGGCGAGCCUGCCUCCUCUCUCGCAUCUCUCCCCACUGUCGCCUCCGCACCUCCCACCGCCGCUUCCGGCGUCUCUGGCGCCGCCUCUAGGGAAGAUUCCGUCGCCGCGGCGUCGAAUCCCGGAUGCUCUAAUCCCGGGCACGCGGUGGCGGGCAGCCGGGCAGCGAAAGAAAAAGCCGCCGAGGACCGUAGGGCAGGGAAACGGGCAGCAGAAGAGAUGGAAGAGGAUAGCGAGGGGGAGAGCGAGGGGGAAGAGGAGGAGGGAGCAGAGGGAGGCGAGACGAAAAAGCAAACAAGAAACGGGGUGAGGGGGAAGGGGAAGGGAGAGUCCCCGAGGGAAGCGGAGGUGUGCUCUAUCUGCCUGGAUGUCGUGGACGUGCGCUCGGACGAACGGUCCACUGCAAGGCUCAAGUGCGGCCAUUCCUUUCACCUGGACUGCAUCGGCUCCGCCUUCAACGCCAAGCGCCGCAUGCAGUGCCCCAACUGCCGCAGCGAGGAGCACGGCCACUGGCUCUUCGCGUCCGGCCCCUCGGGCCCCUCUCGCCCGCCCCCCGGCUCUGCUGCUGACAUUGCCGCUGCUGCCAUUUCUGCUGGCUUGGAUGCCGCUGCUGUGGCUGAUUUCGCUGCUGCAGCGGGGGUGGAGGUGGGGGGGGGAGCGGACGUGGGGUGGGUGGAGGUUGGGGGGGGCGGAGGGUCGUGGGGGGAGGAGGGGUCGUUGGAGGAAUACGCGUUUGAGGAGGAUCCGGAGCUGUUUAUGAGGCAUGUGCAUGAGGUGGACCUGCCGCUGCCCCCGUGGGUUGAUGACGAGCUCUACGAGCCAGGCCCGUUCAUCUUCACGCGGCACGGGUUGAGUGCUGCAGACGUGGAGAUGUAUCACAAUGCCGGUCAUUCGUCUCAUGCAGGUUACACGGGCGCCUAUGGCGCCUCUCUCCCGUCGGUCCAUCUUUGGACGCGGUACGACCCCCAUCGAUACAAUCACCACCAGCUUGAGCAUGCCAUGCAUGUCAUGCCAUCGAUUCCUGAUGAUGCUCGUCUCUUUGGUUGGCGUGCAGGUGGGGGAGGAGGAGGUGGAGAAAGAGGAGGAGAAGGAGGAAGAGGAGGUAGAGGAGACGCUGCAACUGCCGGGGUAGAGGGAGGGGGAGGAGGGUGGCAGGAAGUGAAUACAGGCGCUGCAAGGGAAGGACGGUGGCUGGGAGCAGGAAGAAUCGGAUGGGAAACCGAUCCUUCCAACCCCGCCCUUCCCCUCAACCCCUCCUAUUCUCCGUAUCCCUCCAACCCUUCCCAUCCCGCCAGUUCUUCCCACCCCCUCCCUCCGCCUACCCAUCCGCAUGCCUCUGGGUGCCCCUACCUUGCGGCAGCAGCUGCUGCAUACUCUGCUGCCCCACCCCCUUCCUCUUCCCAUUCCGUUCACCCUCCUCCCUCUGCCUAUGGCGCUGGCCUCUCCUCCUUGGCACAACCAUCAGGACCACAACCGCAUCCUCCCCCCCUCCCUCGUGCACAUGCCCCCUCUGCCCCCUCUGCUCCCUCGGCUCCUUUUUACCACCCGCUCUUCCCCUCCCCUUCCCACCAGCACCAGCACCAGCACCAGCACCACCCCCUAGCCCACCGCACGCACCACCAUCCGUCUUCCUACCCAUCCGCCCCGGGCGGGGUUUCUGGGGCAAAUGCCGGCCAGCCUAUGGAGUGGGACAAUGCCACCCCUGCUGCUGCCGCCGCUGCCGCUGCUGCUGCUGCAGCUGCCACUGCUGGUGCUCUUGCUGCUGCUGCCACCGCUGGUACUGCUGGCGGUGGUGCUGCUGCUGGCGGUGGGGGUGUUAACGAUGCAUGGGGUGCGCGUGCUGCAGGGGGCGCUAGGCCCUGGUGGCAGGAGGGCUUUCCUCCCUCUAGCAUACCGCGAGGCAGGAGAAGGGUGGGAGUGUGGGAGGGAAGACCAGUACUGGCCGAUGGUGACUAUAACGAAUGGAUGAGGGGAACGAGGGAGCGGGAACUCGCGCCCGCCCCUUCCUCCCUCUCUCCACCACCCCCUCCUCCUCUCGAUCCCUCUGCACCUCUCUCCCAUCCUCUCCAGCGCGCCAUGGCUCCUUCCUCUCUUCCUUCUCCUCCCCCCCCAUCCGCCUAUUACUCUCGCACACGUUCCUUGCCGCCGCAGCAGGCCAACUACACAGCAUCAGGCGGCGCAGAGAUGGAGAGUCGUGGCUUCUCGGCAUUUCCCCAUGAGGCAGGGGCUGUGGGAGGGAGAGCGGGUGUGGGGGGGAGAGGGGGUAGGGAGGGUGGUUCGGGAGGGGGUGAGGUGGGAGGGUGGAGCUGGGGGUCAGAAGCGGGAGAAGGAGCAGCAGGCGUGGGCAGCGCCGAUGGUGCCAGUGCUGGUGCUAAUGCUGGUGCUGGUGGCAGUGGUAGCGGUGGUACGAGUGCGGGCAAUUGGCGGUGGCAGGCCGAGUCCCCAGGCGUGCUCUCUCAGCAUGGUCACUUUACCGCACCUCCUGGUGCCAAUCCUCCUUCCUGCACUCCUCCCUCCACUGCGUCUCCACCCGGUCACUUGCCUCUCUUUUCUGUGCCGUCCCUGCCGCAAGCCCCAGGGGCCUCGCCUUCGCCCUCUUCGACCGUGCAAGCUCCAGGAUCCUCCUCCUCGUUGGCCUCGCACGUCCCGCGAGUCUCUCGAAUGCGUUAUUCCCAGCGUCCAGGGCCCUUCGCUGGCGGGGCCCCUUUCACCCCAGCGGCGGCUGGUUACCCUAGGGAGCCUGCUGGUUACUCUGGGGACCCGUCUACCCCCGCCGGUUUCUCCCCGGAUCCGUUCGCCUCUUUUGGGCUCAUGGGAAACGCCUCUGCUGCUGCACCUUCCCCUGGGCCUGCACCCCUCUCUCUGGCUUCUCCCUGCCCUCCUGCGUCCACGGGGCCAGCAGCAAGAGCAGGAAGAGCAGCAGGGGGGAGGACGGACAUGGGAUCGUCAGGGCAGAGGCAGCCAGAGGUGAUCGAGUUGGACGAUGACUCGGACAUGGAAAGGGGACCUGGAGGGUGGGGGGGGCGAGGGGGAGGUGGAGGAGGAGGAGGCGGAGGCGGCGGAGGAGGCGGGACAGCAAGGUGGGGAGGAGGGGAGUGGGAAGGGGCGUGGAGGGUUGAGGCAAGAGCAACAAGGCAUGAGGAGGGAUGGCACGGGGAGGCGGUGGGGGGAGGGCAGGGCAGGUCGUUUCUAAACCCGCUGGCUGCUCCGUUCAGCAGUCAUGGGACAGUUGCAGGUGCAGGGGGCAGCAGAACACCCAACCCCCAUCCCAACCUCAGCUCCAAUCCUAACCUGGACCCACACCGUAGCUCGAGCUUCAGGCAUGGGGCCAUGAAUAGGGGUACAAUGCCAGGAGGAGCAUCCAGUGGUUAUGCUGAUGCUGGUGCUGCCGGUGCUGCCGGUGCUGGUGCUGGUGCUGGUGCUGGUGCUGGUGCUGGUGCUGGUGCUGGUGCUGGUGGGCGUUUGAGUGCUGCGCCUGCGUCAGCAAGGGGGUGGAUGGCACGUGGGCGUCCCACAGGACUGGCAUCAUCGCUGUUUGAGCCUCAGGGGAACGAGUUCCGAUGCCUGCUGUGCCCGCCCUCCUCCUCCUCCGUUGCCUCCACGUACACACGCCACCCCUCCCUCCUCCCUCACCGCACCCACUUCCCUGACCUACCUCGCCUGAGGGAUCACAUGCUGUUGCGACACGGCAUCGACCCCAUGCCUACCCAUGCCCCUCUCGCCCUGCUCUGACCUGCCCUCUUCCACCGCACAGCACCACCUGCCACCCCUCCCUCCUCCCUCACUGCACCCUCUUUUUUCUGAUGUGGCUUGUUAACAAAAUCAUAUGCAACUCGGCAUCGAACCCAUGGCGGCUAACGCUCCUCUGGCCUUGCUGUGACCUGCCCUUCUCCAUCUCUCAGCACCGCUCUGGAUAUACUCUAAACCCGAAACCUUAAACCCGAAACCCAUGCACUGUUAUCCGCCCUCCCUCCUCCCCCACUGCACUCUCGUCUGUGGCAUGGCUUGUUCCAGAGACCGCAUGCUGCUGUGCCAUGGCAUCGGCGCCUCGGCAUUGGCGCCAUGGCAUGGGCGCCAUGGCAUCGGCACCAUGCCUGUCCAUUCCCCUCUAGCCUUCCUCGAAGGUCAAUACACCCCUUUGAAGCACCCCUCGGCACCGCUCUCCAUCUCUCUCUCCUGCACGACACCCUCUCCCCUGACAAGGCUUGCCUGAGAGACCAGACAAGGUCUGCAAGCCAGCAACGUGGCAUCAUUGACACUAUGGCUACCCAUGGCAAGCAUGCAACAUGGCAUCACCCAUGCCAUGGCUACCAGUGCUGCCCCUUCCAACUAUCCACCACUCUCCACCACUCAGCACCCUCCUUGUUUUGUUCAACACUGCCGUGUUUAAAGAACAUCCCAGGUACUGUAGCUGCUUCUUUUUCUUCCCAAGAAAUAACUGUGUUCUUCUCUGUGUUGUGUGGACGACUCAUCGUUUGUCUUAGUGUAUGUGUGAUGCUGGUGUGCUGCCGUAUGUUACACUUGAGACGUUUUUCCUUAUCCUCUGUACAUAUGAUGCUACAGCUGUAGAAUGGGGUU